GAUCAAUAGAUUUUAGACAAAAGUGGUUUUUGGGUCCAAAGAUCAGGGCUGAGUUGACCUGCAAGCUGGAUACAGGUGUAUAAAACAGGAGCAAGGCGCAGGCUGAUAGCAGAGCAAUCACCACCAAGUCUGAAACAACUGCAGGGGCUCAGCUGAAGGCUUCCCAGGGGCCAGGCGGUAAGGAUGGAGGAGGGAAUGAAUGCUCUCCAUGCCUUUGGGAUCCAGUCAACGCACUACCUUCAGGUGAAUUACCAGGACUCCCAGGACUGGUUCAUCCUGGUGUCCAUGAUCGCAGAUCUCAGGAAUGCCUUCUAUGUCCUCUUCCCCAUCUGGUUCCAUCUUCAAGAAGCUGUGGGCAUCAAACUCCUCUGGGUAGCUGUGAUUGGAGACUGGCUCAAUCUCGUCUUUAAGUGGAUUCUCUUUGGACAGAGGCCAUACUGGUGGGUCAUGGACACCGACUACUACACCAACAGCCCCGCACCACUGAUCAGGCAGUUCCCCCCGACCUGUGAGACUGGACCAGGGAGUCCCUCUGGCCAUGCUAUGGGUACAGCUGGUGUAUACUAUGUGAUGGUCACAUCCACCCUCUCUAUCUUCCACGGAAAGAAAAGGCUGACCUACAGAUUUCGGUGCUUGAACGUCAUCCUGUGGUUGGGAUUCUGGGCAGUGCAGCUGAACGUCUGUCUGUCCCGAAUCUACCUGGCUGCUCAUUUUCCCCAUCAGGUUGUUGCUGGAGUCUUAUCAGGCAUUGCUGUUGCUGAAACUUUCCACCACAUCCAGAGCAUCUACAAAGCCAGCCUCAAGAAAUAUUUUCUUGUCACCUUCUUCCUGUUCAGUUUUGCCAUUGGAUUUUACCUGCUGCUAAAGGUGCUGGGUGUAGACCUCCUGUGGACAAUAGAGAAAGCCAAGAGGUGGUGUGAGCGGCCAGAAUGGGUCCAUAUUGACACCACGCCUUUUGCCAGCCUCCUCAGGAACCUAGGGACGCUCUUUGGCCUGGGACUGGCUCUCAACUCCAGCAUGUACAGGGAGAGCAGCAAGGGCAAGCUUAGAAAGUGGCUCCCCUUCCGCCUCAGCUGCAUCGUGGCCUCCCUCGUCCUCCUGCACCUCUUUGACUCUUUGAAACCCCCAUCCCAAAUCGAGCUGAUCUUCUACAUCCUGUCUUUCUGCAAGAGCGCAGCAGUACCCCUGGCAUCUGUCUGUCUCAUCCCCUAUUGCCUCUGCCGGGUCCUGGGCCAGCCAAACAAGAAGUCUUUGUAACAGAUGUGGAGUCUUCAGUAUUUAAAGUUACUGACUGUGGCAAGGAGGGAGGGUGGCUAAGGUCUUUUGCCGGCCCAUUUGGGGCCAGAGGUGCUAGAGUCAGCCCAGGCCAACCACUUCUCCUUUGCAAUUCUAAUUUGAUGGGGUAAUGUCUUUUGAAAAGCUAGUAAGGCUGUAUGAGAAAGCUUUGUCUGUUAGAACUUGGCUGUUCUUGGGUUUUUCCCUGAAGACUUACUUGUUCAUUUGUCAGAUAUGCAAAAGCAAGACUUCCAGGCAGGGCCACCUCAUAAUCCCAGGCUGGGGGUCCCAACUGAGAAUUUUCUACCGGUACUCAUCCUUACCCCACCCCCACCCUGAAAAAGAAGAAAGGAGCAAUGGAUUUGAUAGGGAAAGAAAGAUACAGAUUAAGGAUGAUCUUUUAUAUUUUGCAUGCCAUGCAAAUUAUGUUAAACAAUAUCUAAAUGGCUUUGAUUAUAUUUGAAUCUUUAAGGGACUCUCAAUAGUGGAGCACCAGCCUAACGUAUAAUUAAUAAGCGGUUAGUGGGAUAAUUCUGCUUCUUAUAUAUUUCUAUUAUGUAUCUGUAGUCACUGUAUUUACUAGGAUUUCGAAUGGCUGCAGUGACCUACGCUGGUACAAGGCGAGAACAUGCGGGAUAGUCAGCUUCCCUCUACCACACAUGAUCUUCCUCCUUAUUAGUCUAGCUCUGCUUUCCCUAGAAUUUUCCACUGGCUCCAGAUGCCUAAAGGCAAAUCUGCACUUUUGUAUGUUUCAGUUAAGCUCUGAAAUCUUGGGCAAAAAGGCAAGGAGAGGGCAAGGAGAGGCAAGGAUUCCUUGCUCCAGAAGGUCACUCCAGUGUUGCUUUUGAUGCCUCAGGGGUAAAUAUGACUCCUUUCUCUAUCCCAAGCCAACCAAGAGCACAUUCUCAGAGGAAGAGCCAACUCCUCCUUGCCUGUUCUUCAGUCUCCACUGAUUUGUAGAACAUGUCCUAAAAAGAAAAUGUUUAAGCCUAUUUAUUUGAAAGUCCUUGUUUUUGCUACUAACUAUAUAGUUCACCAUAUAUUAUUAUUCACACCAAGCAUCCUGGCCAUAAUAUCUUUAAAAAGAAAAAUAUAUAUAUGUGCAGUAUUUUAUUAAAACACAUUUUAUGUAAGAA
Manis javanica (Malayan pangolin) is the source of this 2411-nucleotide messenger RNA. It is a transcript of the gene G6PC1, whose product is annotated as glucose-6-phosphatase catalytic subunit 1. Lineage: Eukaryota; Metazoa; Chordata; Mammalia; Pholidota; Manidae. Gene Ontology annotation, cellular component: membrane. Gene Ontology annotation, biological process: gluconeogenesis; glucose 6-phosphate metabolic process. Gene Ontology annotation, molecular function: glucose-6-phosphatase activity. The record is from RefSeq and is a predicted model, not a curated record.